CUAAUCCCUGUCCCAGAGUGCAGUAAAAUAUUGUGCUCAGUCUCUCCUGACACUCUGGCUCACUGGAGCUAGCCUUACACCAGCUCUGACAGUCUGGUUACAUGCACGCUGGUAGAGCUGAGUUUGCAGAUAUUUAAAUCUCUUUUCCAAAACGUUUUUUGGCAAACUUUGUAUGAAACUCCUUGCCAGGAAAUCUUGUAAAGUAGUUUUACACCACAAUGAAGGAGCUGAAACUACUUUAACUUCAAGUUAGGAUUUAAAGAUUACUGCAGAUUUCAGAGUGUGUGUUUGUUGAGGAAAAUUUUUCUUACAUUUGGUUCAAAUUUUCUGCAUUUGAUGCAAGAGGUGAACACAUAAGGAGGAGAAAGUUUGUGAUUUUAAGGCCAGACUGCUGAAGCAGAUUCAAGAAACUAUGGAGCCUUGGGCAGAGAUGAGGUUCCUAAGAAUAAAUAAUGCUAAACUUUUCAUCACAAUUUUGCUCAGUUUUAGCCUGACUGUAAAUGUGCAGGGACAACCGCUAGCUCUUAGGGAAGAGGACAUACCCCAGGGUGCAGCCUCAUUGGCCUUCGUCUUUGACAUUACGGGUUCCAUGUACGAUGAUUUAGUUCAAGUGAUAGAGGGAGCAGCAAAGAUUCUGGCUACAACGAAAGCAAGAAGAGAGAAGCCUCUGUACAACUAUGUUCUGGUUCCAUUUCAUGAUCCUGAUGUUGGACCAGUGGUGGACACACGAGAUGAUCUGAAGUUUCAACGAGAAUUGCGCGACCUGUAUGUGCAAGGAGGUGGAGAUUGUCCAGAAAUGAGUAUUACUGCAAUACAGAUGGCACUGCAGGUCUCCCUGCCGAACUCUUUUAUCUAUGUCUUCACAGAUGCACGCUCCAAGGACUACGAAAAAACAAGUGAGGUGCUGACAUUGAUUCAGCAGAAACAAAGCCAGGUGGUGUUUGUGAUGACAGGAGACUGUGGCAAUACCUCCCACCCUGGAUACCAAGCCUACGAGCAGAUUGCCUCUACCAGUUCAGGGCAGGUGUUCUUGCUCAAAAAGUCUGAAGUCAAUCAGGUGCUGAAUUUUGUACGUGUAGCAGUCCAGUCUCGAAAGGUUAAUUUAUUCUCCUCUGAUCGUGCCAAUUCAGAUACUCAGGACAUUAGUCUCCCAAUUGACACAGAGCUUCAGGAGUUCACUAUCUCCAUCAGUGGAGACAACCCAGAUGCCACUAUUAUCAAUCCUGCAGGUCAAAUUGUAACAAGAAGAAAUGGACGCAAAGAAUUGCUCAACAUCAAAAAUGUUCUCAUCAUCAACAUCAAAGAUCCAGAGCCAGGUUUGUGGAGAGUUAAGAUGUCUGCCAAGGGCAAACACACCACUAGAAUCACUGGCCUCAGUUCUACAGAUUUCAUCCAUGGAUUUUCCAAGAAACCCACCGAUGACCUUGUCGAGACAAGACAAAGACCUGUCAGUGGCAUUCCAACAUAUCUUUUGCUCAACGCAACUGGCAUGGAAACUCCAGGACGGUUUACACAGUUGGAGUUACUUGAUCUCCAUGGUGAAACAUUGGCAAAAUACCCUGUUCACCAGCAUCCUGAAAGAGAAUGGCUGUACAAUGUCAGCGCCUUUGUUCCUCCUGCAAACUUCUUCUACUUACGGGUAAAAGGUGUCGACUCCAAAGGUUUUGGACUCCAGCGUUUGACUCCUACCGCCAUCAGUCCAUCUAUCCCAGUGGCACCCAUAGUCUACAUGCCAGAGAUUACUAGAGGUCAUUAUAAAAGGAUAUCACCAAUUACAUGCUAUGUAACCAGUGAGGUGCCAUUCUAUGUGCAGUUCUACUGGGAAGACACCAUACUUGGAACGUCGUUGUACUUUAGUGAGACUGCCAAUGCCACGUGGUCUGUCAAAGAUGCCAGUGCUUUCUCUGAGGGUGUGUACAGGUGUAACGCCACCAGCAUUGCUGGCUCUGGGGCCGCAGAGACUUACUUUGAUGUGACAGACCCUCCACCGUAUGUGACGGCCCCCAGCAAUGUAACGACCAUCCCAGGUCGCAACGCCAUUUUGACCUGCGAGGCCUCCAGCACAGUGGAAUUCAACAUGACCUGGUACAACACUGCCAGAGAGAACUUGGUGACCCAGGACCCUGACAAGUACAUCAUUCAUAGGAACGGUUCCCUGCAGAUUCUAAAUGUCAGAAAAUCUGACGAAGGUCCUUACAUAUGCCGAGCAGCAAAUGAAGGAGGAAAUUCUGAAGAAAAGAUUUAUCUCAUUGUGCAAGUGGCACCAGUGGCAAGAGUACGCCCAGAAUCACAACCCUUUAAAACCGGCCAGGCCGUCAGUAUCCAGUGUACCUCGGAAGGUUCUCCAGCGUCCUAUAUAUGGCGGAGGAAGCAGGAGGUUCUUCCCCUCUCAGAGAAGGUCAAUUAUGACCGAUCAACAGGCAUUUUGUCACUGAAGCACCUGCAGCCUUAUGACGAAGGAGCUUACGAAUGCUUGGCAUCAAAUCCUGCAGGCUCAGAUACUGCUGUGGCUACACUGAGAUAUAUUGAGGCACCAAUUGUCCAGGUGCCCAGUCCAGUGGUGCUUGUGUCCAUCAAGGAGUCCGCCAAGUUGUCCUGUGAUGUCCAUGGUAUUCCCAAACCUAAUAUUACCUGGUUCAAGGAAGGCAUACAGUUCCAUGAGUUUGCCUUUGUUGAGAUCAUGGACAGUGGAGACUUGAUGUUGCUUGGGGUGCAGGAAUAUGAUGCCGGGGAGUACACCUGUGUGGCCACCAAUGAGGCCGGGACAGCAAGAGGACUGGUCACACUGGAAGUGGGAUCCCAGCCAAAGAUCACUCGUGCCCCAAGCAGUGUUGGUAUAGACAUUGAGACCAACGGUACCCUCCCAUGUAAGGCCACUGGGUACCCACCCCCCAAAAUACUGUGGAGGAGAGAGGAUGGUCUUCCUAUUGACUGGAAUGGAAGAUUUAGACAGAUGCCAUCUGGUUCACUUUUCAUACAGAACAUCCAGGCAUCAGAUGAGGGAGCAUAUGUCUGUAGUGCACAGAACCAGUUUGGAGUUCAGGAAGUGUCAGCAUAUGUCACAGUCUCUGGCAUUGUACGUCCCCUGAUUGCUUUCACCAAUCCCCUUGUUCAGAUCAUUGAAGGACGUCCAGUACGGCUUACCUGUUUUAUUCUCCUUGGUAACCCCAAACCUAAGAUAAGUUGGCUGAAAGGUGACCAGGUGAUUGAAGAAGGAAAUGGCUUCAGGAUUGACAGUGAGGGGAGCCUCCAUAUUGAAAGUGUGAGAGCGGUGGACGAAGGAGAUUUUAAGUGUCAUGCAAGCAACGUGGGUGGAAACUCAACUUACAUAACACAGUUGGAUGUGCAAGUUCCCCCAGUCAUAGACAAGAGUUAUGGCAAUGAGUAUGUGGUGGUGCAAGGGAACCGCAUAGUGUUGCAUUGCGAAGUGCAGGGAGACCCACCUCCAUCUUUGGAGUGGUUUAAAAAUGGUGUAAAAAUUCCUGUCACAGAUUCCCACUAUUUCAUCAGCGAGUCUGGCAACUUGGAAAUCUUCAGUGCAGAUCCCAAAGACACCAGCAGCUAUUCUUGUUCGGCCAAUAACAUUGCAGGGAGUGAUCAGAGGUCCAUGACAUUAUUUGUGCAAGUCCCACCAAUGAUAAUGAGUAAAGAGGACAAAUUGAUCGUUGAAGUGAACAAUCCAGUUCUUCUGCCGUGUGAAGUACAUGCCAUUCCAGAUGCUGAAGUCAGGUGGUACAAAGAUGGAGGGGAGCUGUCCAGACUUAACCAGCUUAUAGAGAUAAGAAGGGAUGGUCUAUAUAUGCCCAGUACUCAGGUGGAGGAUGCCGGACUAUAUGAAUGUGAAGCCUCUAAUGUAGCCGGCACUGCCACCAAAAGGAUAAAGCUUGUUGUCCAAGUGCCUCCCAAGAUAAUUACUGAAGGCCCUUCAAAGUUCAUAGUCAUCAAAGGUGACCAUAUCACGUUACCUUGUGAAGCAACUGGAGACCCAGACCCCAUGAUAAUGUGGCGUAAAAAUGGAAAAGACCUGACUGUCUUGGAUGCAGAUGAUGGCUACAUUGUACAGGAAAGUGGUGCCCUCUAUAUUGUGAAAACUAAAGUAAAACACACAGCUACUUACACAUGUAUUGCUGAGAACCCUGCAGGCAGUGAUACCAGGAGUGUUAAGCUGGUGGUGCAUGACCCUCCUCAAAUCCCUGAAGACACAAUAAAAAACACCAGUAUAAUAGAGAAUCAGAAAGCUGUACUGCCAUGUCCUGCCACUGGAACACCACUGCCAAAGAUCACAUGGUACAAAAAUGGCAAGGAGAUCACCGGAAAUGAACUGGGAGUACGGAUACUAGCAGAUGGUUCGUUGGUAUUUGACAGAGCAGAAGCGUCAGAUGCUGGCAGUUAUGAAUGUGUGGCAUCUAAUGUGGCUGGGAACAUAAGUAAUGUUAUUGAGUUCAGGGUUUUUGUUCCACCCAGAAUUGGCUAUGGCGAUGGUGAAGACACUGAUGGCUACCCUCACAUUGUUGUUAUAAUAAACCAGACCGCCAUCUUGGAAUGCCUGACCCAUGCUAUACCACCUCCCACUAUCACAUGGUACAAAGCUGAUGUUCCAUUGGUCAUUGAGAAUGAGCCAAGACUGACCCUGUUGGACAACGGCCAAAGGUUACGAGUGGCUGAAUCUCAACUUGACGACACUGCCCUCUAUAGGUGUCAGGCAGAAAAUAUUGCUGGAAAGACGGAGAAGAAGAUAGACUUGGAAAUACAAGAGCCCCCAAGGAUUGAUGAAACCAGGGUCACAUCUAAGAACAACACUGUGAUUGUCAAUGACACCUUUGAGAUAGAUUGUCCUGUGAUUGGGACACCAAAACCUCUCAUUGUGUGGUUCAAAGAUGGAGAAGUGCUGGACCCUUCUAAGGAUAACAUUCAAGUUCUUCUUGGUGGUAAAAAGCUUCGUAUUCUGUCAGCAGAGGUUGAAGAUACUGGAGAUUAUCAGUGUAAAGCCACAAAUGUUGCAGGAGAGACCAAGAGAAACUACAAGCUUGAAGUUCACGUUCCACCAAAGAUUGAUGACUCAGAUGAAGUGGCAGUCCCAGAGGUAGUUCUGAAUCGCACCAUUGUCAUCAUCUGUCCUGCUUCGGGCAUCCCCAUCCCAGAGAUUGCCUGGUUUAAAGAUGGCAACAUGAUCACCCAAAACACAUCUCGUUGGACCAUUUUGGCCAAUGGGAGACAACUUGAGGUGCGGCAGGCCCAGGUCUCAGACACUGGGCGCUUUCAGUGCAGAGCAAAAAAUGUUGCCGGAGAGUCUGAAAAAUACUUUGAUUUGACAGUCUUAGUUCCUCCUUACAUUGACAAAACCAACAUCAUCGAUAAGCCCAAGGUGGUUGUAAACCAAACAAUUACCAUCAGCUGCCCUGCCAAUGGUAUCCCAGACCCAGAAAUAGUCUGGCUGAAAAAUGGAGAAUUGCUGAACUAUAAGACCCAUCCUGAUAUAAAAUCACUGUCCAAUGGUCGACAACUGGAGAUACGCAAGGCCAAGGUCACUGACACUGCAGUCUAUAGGUGCCUUGUUAUGAACAAAGCAGGAGAAGAUUUCACUGAUUUUACGCUGCAAGUUUUAGUGCCUGCCUACAUUGGCAAGAGAGGCGUGGAUGAAAAACCAAGGAUUAUUGUGAACAACACAUUUUCAUUGAGUUGUCCUGCUGCUGGCAUACCAACACCAGACAUUUUGUGGUUGAAAGAUGGCUUCCCUAUCAGACUGUCUGAAAAUCCAAAUAUACAGGUACAUGAGAAUGGUCUCCGCCUGGAGAUCCGUGACUCCCAAGUUGAUGACACUGGCAGGUACACGUGUAGAGCUGUCAAUGAGGCGGGGGAUGCUGAACAAGACUAUGAUGUUCAGAUUUGGGUCCCACCAACCAUUGACAAGUCCCUCAUUGAUCCAGACCCCAAUGUCAUCGUGAAUAACACCAUCACUCUGUGCAUAUACGCUAGUCAUGCCCUGCAAUUACCCCCCUUUAUUGAGGAGCAGCAGACAGAGUUCAAGGUCAUUCAGGGUCAUGGACUCAUCAUGCCAUGCAAAUCCAUUGGAGUACCUAAACCUAAGAUUAUCUGGGAGAAAGAUGGAGUUGAGAUUAGUCCAACAGACUUCAGCUUCAGACAGAUAAGAUCAGGAGGUCUAGCCAUACCCAUCACCAAAGCCCAGGACUCGGGCACAUUCACUUGUAUAGCUGAGAAUGUUGCAGGGAGGGCAUCAGUCACCAUGGACCUUGUAGUACAAGUAUCUCCAACCAUCACUGGCGACCAGCGUAUCUUUGUGGUCAUACAAGGAGAGACGGCCAUGUUGCCGUGUGUUGCUGAAGGAAUCCCCUCACCACAGAUCCAGUGGAUGAAAGACUUCUCAGGUGUCAGAGACCUGGAGGGAAAGUACAAGAUUUUAUCUAAUGGUACCUUGAGGAUUGAAAAUGUUAAGGAACAAGACCAAGGCAGUUAUGUAUGUAGAGCUGACAAUGAAGCUGGCAAAGACUCCAGAGAAGUACUCCUCAGAGUACAAAUUGGUCCGUCAUUCACGGUGAUCCCCCAAGACCAAGAAGUGACCACAGGUGGACGUAUCCAGUUAGAGUGCGAGGCCGUGGGGAUGCCUACUCCAGUCGUGACAUGGUCUGUUAACGGAUCUUAUCUUCCAGCUGCACCAAGUGUGAACGGCAGAAGUCGUUUGGUGAUUGAUAACGCCAUGAAAGAUGAUGAUGGCACAUAUACAUGUGAGGCAGAGAAUCCAGCAGGGAAAAGGAAAGUUGUGGCAGCUGUCAGGGUCAAAGUCCCACCAAAGAUACUGCUGCCCCCUGGUAACAGAGCAGUGACCAUUGCCCAGCGUAUCAUACUGUCCUGUCCAGUCAGCGGUGACCCCGCACCCACCAUUAUCUGGACCAAGAAUGGCCGCCCCGUCCAGCUAAACAAUAGGGUCCAGCAGCUGUCCAAUGGCUCUCUUAUUAUUUAUGAUUCCACUACAUCUGAUGCAGGAGAAUACAAGUGUGUUGCCACAAAUGAUGCAGGAACAUCUGAGAGCAGUGCAUUUAUCACUAUAAGGAAGGCCCCAGAUUUCAAGUUAGAGCCCAAGGACAUCAAGAUAGACCAGGGUGCCACGCUGGUGUGGGACUGUGUGGCCGAGAGUGAACCCGCGGCUGAGAUAACCUGGAAGAGAGAGACUCCCUACCAGACUGUGCUGUCCACACAUGAUAGGAUUACUAUUCUGCAAAAUAAUUCUUUGAGGAUUGUAGCCACUCAGUUAGAAGACUCUGCCCUGUACACAUGUUUAGCAAAGAAUCCACUGGGAAGAGCAUUGGUACAAGCACAGUUGACUGUUGUAGUACAUGGUAUGUUCAGCAGCUGGUCUGAGUGGAGUGACUGCAGUGUAUCGUGUGGUCAGGGGAUCAUGUACAGAGAACGUGCCUGCGACAAUCCCAAGCCAGCCAAUGGAGGGAGAGAGUGUGUCGGAGAGACAAGGGAGUCUCGCAGGUGUCUGCCCAGGGAGUGUGCAGUUGAUGGAAGCUGGAGCAACUGGAGUCAGUACGAGAGCUGCAGUGCCACUUGUGGUGUUGGAUAUCGUCAGCGAAGUCGCCGCUGUGACAACCCGCCUCCUCAGUUUGGUGGGCGGUCGUGUUUUGGGGAUGACAAAGAAAGAGUGGAGUGUAGUCUGAGGCCAUGUCCUGUUGAUGGUGAUUGGAGCUCAUGGUCACCAUGGCAACCGUGUAGUCAGACUUGUGGCACAGGUAUGCAGGAGCGCUAUCGUGACUGUAACUCUCCCAGAGCAGAGCAUGGUGGGAAGGAAUGUGUCGGAGAUGAGACAGAGAGGAGGAGAUGCAAGAUCAGAGAAUGUGAAAUUCAUGGUAACUGGGGAGGAUGGGCACCAUGGACUGUUUGUUCACGCUCCUGUAAUGGCGGAACCAAAUCAAGGUCUCGGCGCUGCGACUCUCCUGCACCAAGUUAUGGAGGACGAUAUUGCUUGGGUCGAGACACAGAGACUGACUACUGCAAUACACAAGGUUGUCCAAUCCAUGGUAACUGGUCCCCUUGGGGUGGCUGGGGAGACUGUACUGCUGAGUGUGGUGGUGGAUACCAGAAGAGAUUCCGUACUUGUGGCAACCCAGCCCCAAGUAAUGGCGGCAGAGCAUGUCCAGGAAAUAGCGAAGAGGCUGAGAGGUGUAAUGAGGUGGAGUGCCCAGUGGAUGGCCAGUGGAGUCGCUGGAGUGACUGGUCCAAGUGUACACAGACCUGUGGUGGUGGGGAACAGAAACGCACUAGAUCCUGCUCACAACCACGUUUUGGUGGAAAGCAUUGCUUGGGAGAUGAAACACAAAUUCAGAAGUGCAAUAUUAAGUCUUGUGGAGGUGGACUUCCCACAAAAGCUAUGGGUAACAUCAUUGGCAAUGUCAAUGACAUCGACUUUGGAGUAUCAACAUUAAUUGCCAACAUCACUCCAUCUGAAUCAGGAACUAUUGUCACUGCUAAACUACACAACAUUCCAAGGUCCAUAGGCCGCCUUAUGGAGCAUCUCAUCUCUAUUCUGACCCCUAUAUAUUGGACCACAGCUCUUGAGGUAGGAGAGGCUGUUAAUGGAUACACACUUACCAAGGGAGAAUUCCGCAGAGAAGUACAAGUGGAAUUUUCUACAGGUGAAAUUCUUAGAAUGAUUCACAUAGCUCGUGGAAUGGACAGCAAUGGUGAGUUACAGCUGGACAUUGUGGUCAAUGGAUAUGUCCCACAGCUUCCACCAUCUGCCAUCAUCAAAGUAGAGCCAUAUGAAGAAGAGUACAUUCAGACAGCUCCUGGUGCCAUCUAUGCUUAUUCAACAAGGAUGUUCAAAAUUGGGAAUUACAUUAUUCCCUAUGCUUGGAACCACACAAUAACAUAUGAUGCCGAGCUUGGCAAAAUGCCAUAUUUGGUGCAGAAACUUUUUGCGGAUGAUUUAACUGUAAAGUUUGAACCCAGCGAGGAGGUGAUGAGGUAUCAGCUUUCUGCAAGGAUUGCCAAAGGCACACCAAGCAACAAAUGCCCGAAAGGAUUUUUCUUAGAUCCAGAAGGACCAUAUUGCCGGGACGAUGAUGAGUGUGUGAGAUUGGACCCAUGUUCACAUUACUGCCACAACAGUCCUGGCAGCUUUUCAUGUUCAUGUCCUCUUGGGUUAAGACUAGGUCCCGACGGGAGGACUUGUAAAGAUAUUGAUGAGUGUGAUACACGUAUUGCCCGUUGCCAUAGAAACCAAGAGUGUGUGAACACCAUUGGCUCGUACCGCUGCAUGGUCAAGUGCGGACAUGGCUUCAGACGCACUUCGGGCGGACUGUCAUGCCAAGAUAUCAAUGAGUGCCGAGACACGCAGAACCCAUGUGACCAAACAUGCCUCAAUCUGAUUGGUAGCUUUAGAUGUCGUUGUAAACAUGGUUACAGACUUGUUGGACGAACCAAAUGUAUUGAUGUGGAUGAGUGUAAGCAAUCCAACCCAUGCAGUCACCAGUGUGUGAACACACCAGGCAGUUAUGAGUGCUCUUGUCCUGGAGGAUUUGAGUUGGUCAUUGGAGGAGUAUGCAGAGACAUAGAUGAAUGUGCACACAAUAGUCACAACUGUCGUCCAGACGAGGACUGUCACAACACUCAGGGCAGCUUCCAGUGUGUCAAGUCUUGUCCCAAAGGCUUUGAGAAGGCAGCAAAUGGCACUUGUAUAGACCAAGAUGAGUGUACUCUUGGCCUGAGUAGAUGUCACUAUAACCAGAAGUGUAUCAAUUCAUAUGGAGGUUACACAUGUACCUGUCCUAGAGGUUACCGCUCUGAUGGGCCAGGAAAGCCCUGUGUGGAUAUCAAUGAAUGUGCAGGGCCAAAAAGUCCAUGCACCUACCAGUGCCGCAAUAUUCCAGGAAAUUUUGAGUGCCUUUGCCCUCCUGGAAUGAAACGAUUGGCUGAUAAGAAGUCAUGUGCUGGCCUGGAAUUCUUGGAUCGUGGUGAGGUCCUCAAUGUGAUUGGCUCUCCUUACCCUAGUAACCAAUAUAACCACGAUGCUUACACCCAAUCAGAAUGCCAGCCUGGCAAACCAUGUGCACUGAGUGGUGGAUCCACAUUGCGUGUUGCAUGCCCUGUUGGCUUCCGUUAUGAUAGACGACAGGAUCGUUGUGUUGAUUAUGAUGAGUGCCAGCAACAGGGUCGCUGCCAACACAAGUGUCAGAACACAGAGGGCAGCUAUAGAUGUCUCUGUCCACCUGGAUAUAAACUGAGCACCAAUAAAAGAACUUGUAUAGACAUUGAUGAAUGUAAGCUUAAGACAGCUAAGUGUGACCCAAAACAGAUCUGUUUUAACAGACGUGGAGACUACACAUGUAUUGAUACAGUUUGUCCAGAUAACUACAAGAGGGAUCCCAUCACAGGGGACUGUGUUUUAGAAUGUUCAUCUUCAAACCAACCAUGUCCGACCAAUUCCCGCUAUGCAGAUAUUCUACAAGUGCGCACAGUCUCUCUCCCCAGUGGCAUCCCCGCGUAUCAAGAUCUUAUCAGGUUAAUAGCGUACAACCAAUAUGGCGUUCAGUUACCAAAUACAUACUUUGACAUUAUAGAAAAUGAUCCUAAGAUACCAUUCCAAAUAAGAUUGACUUCAGACGGCAAGGGAGUGGUGUAUACGAUACGGCCUCUAGAAAGACAGGCAACAUACAAAAUAAAAGUGCGCGCACGAUCCUUUGACCACACGAAGAGGCACUUAAUGUACCGUACUACUUUCUUAAUACACAUUGCCGUUUCUGCUUUCCCAUAUUAAAUUUUGAACAUUGCUGAGAAAGUUUUAAAUGUAAAUGCCUGUGUUAAGGUGCUAAAGUGCAAUGAUAACACUUGGUGCUAAUAAAAUUCAGGAUUUGAAUAUUGCCAUAGUAACAUGUAAAAUAAGGAGUUAAAUGAUGCCUGUAUAACAUAUGUAUACAUUAAUAAUUUGACUGUUGCCAUAGGUACCACUGAAGCUAAAUUAUUGAUCAUGUGACUUUCCUUAAUUAAUGGCAAUUCCAGUGUUGUUUACAUAAGGUUCAGAGCAAUAUUAGGUGUCCUCGUUUGCUAAUCUGAACUCCUGUUCCAUCUUAUUUUAAUUUGGACAAUCAUCCACAACAAGCAUGCUGCAGAAUGGGAUAGUUUUGACACAGAAAUCACACCUAAAGGAAAAUGUUUUUCUUCUGCUUACAUAAAUAAUACUUACAUGAUGUUGAAGGUUUUAUAUGCUACAGUAAAUUGAUAAGUUCUUAAUUUUUGUUUUGCUCUGCACAAGCCCAUUUUGUAGUUGAUAAUGUUGCAACACAAGUUACCAAAUAAGCCAUAUGCAUGUAUGUUGGGACUGUGGCAGCUUUCUCUAGUGGAUAAAACCUCUCUGUGCAGCAGUUGCCACAGGAUAUGAAUGGUGGCGGUACUGUUUUAUAGGUACAAUGUAUAACUAGUUGAUCUAGGUUAUCACAAAGAGGAGCAUAUCCCUAAGCCUUCCCUGAGAGAAUAUUUUUGAAUAAAGGUGCAAUCUGUUGCACUGCGCACACUGUAGAGGGUUUGAGAGUAUUUGUUUUGGGGGGACAUUUUGGAUUUUUUUCUAGGAAAGUUGUUGGAAGGACUGCCUGGAUCUGUGGAUAUCUUUUGUAUGUCUAUUGUUUGUAUUUGUGGCAUCACGGUUUUAUUUUGCCCUUUAAUUGCGACAUAUUUUAUCAAUAAAAAUGAGACAUUUUAAUAUUGCUGUACUGAUUAGUAUAAGCAUUCAUAAGUCCAAUCAUGCCAUCACAAUUCCAUAAUUCCAUAGAAUCAUCAAUAAUAAAUAAUUGAUGAGAACAUAAAAUGGUAAUUUGGGAAUAUGGUACCUUUGCUAAUGUGAGCCAAUGUAACCAUAAGAAGGUUGUAAACAUUAGUGUACUCACGAAUUUAGGCAAUGCUCUGAUGCCAAGAUUUUUGAGAUUUUUUUUAAAACAUUUAUGUUUUUCUCACAAAAGCAUCCUUUUGACAUGACUAGCUUUUCAAAAGUUUUGAACCUUCUUAUUCAUUUUCAUUUACACUAGCAUAUGAAAGAUCUCUACAAUAAUUUUUUGAUCAAAGUCGAUGCACAUUUGGUGGUGGGUACAGCUGCACCACAUUUCUCCAAUCAUAAUGACAAUGGAAAAGUGAACGAACUAUAUUCGAAUAAGACAAUAACCGCCCGAAUGAGUUGAGUGGACAUAGUUAGCAAUAUAGUACUAUUUUGGCAAAUGCAUCAUAUUGUUUAAAUAUAUUUAGUAGUUGCCAUAGCAACUGGUAUAGAGGCAGUACCAUAUCCCUACCAAAACAUGCACACUUACUACCUCUAGGAACACAAUUAAUUUAACAGGGAAAUUAAGUUGUGCUAAGGAGCAUUUCAUUACUUCAUCUACAAGAAGAAGGAAAUUUCCCAUCAUAGUGAUAGACAGUUUAGGAAACAACCUUUUUUCUUUGCUCUCAUGCUGCUUUUCAAUUUGACUUGUUAUAUGUAAUUGUUUGGAGAAUGUCUUUUUAAAGAUAUUAGAACUUAGAUAUGACUUAAAGAACGGCAACUCUCAGUGCUUGCAAAGGAGCAUCAUGUUAAUUGUAUAGCGAAUUGCUCUGUACACUUUGAAAUAAGAAAAACAAAUGUACAUUUUUAUGUAAUAAAAUAUUUCAAAAUAA
Molecule: messenger RNA, 12657 nt
Organism: Lingula anatina
Lineage: Eukaryota; Metazoa; Brachiopoda; Lingulata; Lingulida; Lingulidae
Product: hemicentin-1
Molecular function (GO): calcium ion binding
Source: RefSeq, a predicted model, not a curated record